This is a messenger RNA of Prinia subflava (tawny-flanked prinia), 1111 nucleotides long. It is a transcript of the gene HTATIP2, whose product is annotated as HIV-1 Tat interactive protein 2. Bases 144 to 839 code for a protein of 231 amino acids. The record is from RefSeq and is a predicted model, not a curated record. Lineage: Eukaryota; Metazoa; Chordata; Aves; Passeriformes; Cisticolidae. The transcript is spliced from 5 exons. Gene Ontology annotation, cellular component: cytoplasm. Gene Ontology annotation, biological process: import into nucleus.
CCGGACGUGGAGGGCCCAACCCGGGGAGCCGCAGCGCGGCGGCGCAGUCGCUCCCGCCCGGGCCUGCCCUGUCCCUGUCCCCGGUCUCGUCCCCAGUCCCGGUCCCGCCCCGGCCCGGCCCGGCCCCGCCCGCUUCUCUCGGCAUGGCGGCGGCGGGCGGCGGCGGCAGGAGCUGCUUCGUGCUGGGCGCCUCGGGGGAGACGGGCCGGACGCUGCUGCGGGAGCUGCUGGCGCGGCGGGCCUUCGCCCGGGUCACGCUGAUCGGGCGGCGCCGGCUGAGCCUGGGCCAGGCGGAGGCGGCCGUGGAGCAGGCGGUGGUGGACUUCGAGCGGCUGGGCGAGCACGCCGCUGCCUUCCAGGGACACGACGUGGGCUUCUGCUGCCUGGGCACCACCAGGGCCAAGGCUGGCGCAGACGGCUUUGUCCGUGUGGAUCGGGACUACGUGGCACAGGCAGCAGAGCUGGCACGGGCAGGGGGCUGCAAACACUUUGUCCUGCAGUCCUCCCAGGGGGCAAACGCGCAGAGCCACUUCCUCUACCUCCGCGUGAAGGGAGAAGUGGAAAACCUGGUCCAGGCUGUUGGUUUUGAACGCUGUACCAUUCUCCGCCCAGCGGUGCUGCUGUGCAAGCGCCAGGAGUCCCGGCCUAUGGAGUGGAUAGCCCAGCAGUUCUUGGGGGCUGUGGCUCGGGUGUGCCCCACCGCUUACUCAGUGCCUGUGGAAACGGUGGCCAAGGCUAUGGUGGCCUGUGUGCUGCAGCCAGGCGAGGAGAAGGUGAAGGUGCUGGAAAAUGGGGCCAUCCAUGAGCUGGGAAAGGCAGUGCCACAGCAGAGCACAUAGAGCAAAAGUGAUGGCAGGCAGGAGCUUGGUUCACCGUUCGGAUGCUCUGUGGGCUGAGAACGAAUGCACACACGGGAGAGGUGUGGGGCACUUGUAUGGCUAGCAUGGAGCCAGAGGUAGAUCCACUUCUUUGCGUGGUGGCUGAUUCUGUCAGGGGAUCAAAAAUGCAGGUGCUGGGUGUGGAUAAACAAUGUGCUCUGGUGCCUGGAUCCAUAACAUGAAUACAGAUAAAGAUGAUGUAAUCCAGGCCUUGAAUAAAACCCUAUGACUGA